AUGGCAAAAUGUGGCAGUCCCUCUCUCGCUGCUGAUGCAUCCUCUUUGCUUGAAGGUCUUUUUGAGUUUCAUUUUAUCGCCCUCUUGGUUAUUACCAGAAAUGUUUUUGAUCUAACGCUUCCUGUUACUCAGCUUUUGCAAGGAAAGAGUAUUGAUGUUAUGGACGGGAUUGAGUUGAUCUCUUCUUUGAAAAGCAGUGUUGCACAUGUGAGGAAUUCUAUUGAUUCAUAUCAUGAUCAAUGGUACGACAUUGCUUUGACGUUAGCGGCAAAGGUUGGGGUAGAAGAAUGUAAACGUAGGACAAAUGGAAGGCAAACUACAAGGCCUAACGCUCCUUAUCGUUCUAUCUCGGAGUAUUGCAAACGAAUCUAUACGAUUCCUUUAAUUGACCAUCUUCUCUCGUCUUUGGAUGCGCGAUUUGACACGGAAAGUGUAAAUGUUUAUCAAGGACUAAGUAUUGUUCCAACAAAAAUGUUUUCUCUUAUAAAAAAUGGGAUUGACUGGAGACAUAAAUUUAAGAUUGUUUCAAAAUUUUAUGUUGCUGAUUUACCCAAUCAGUUAGGUUUAGAUGCAGAGUUGUUAUUAUGGCAAUCCUUCUGGGAACAUUGUAAAGGUCCUUAUCCAAGUAAUGUAGCUACAACUUUAAAAGCUAUAAAUUUUGAUGGUUUUCAAAACAUAAAGGUCAUACUUCAAAUAUUAGGAACCCUUCCCAUAACUUCAUGCGAAUGUAAACGUUCGAUUUCAGCGCUGCGAAUUCUUAAAGAUUAUAAGCGGAGUACUAUGGUUGAGGAACGGUUAAAUGGUCUUGCUCUAAUGAAAAUUCAUCAGGAAAUUCUUCCAGAUGUGCAACGCGUAAUUGAUAAAUUUUCUGUUGGCAACACUAGAUUUAAAUUUAAUUGA
Messenger RNA from Xenia sp. Carnegie-2017, 900 nucleotides. RefSeq names its product 52 kDa repressor of the inhibitor of the protein kinase-like. The record is from RefSeq and is a predicted model, not a curated record. The transcript has a single exon. Bases 1 to 900 code for a protein of 299 amino acids. Lineage: Eukaryota; Metazoa; Cnidaria; Anthozoa; Malacalcyonacea; Xeniidae. Gene Ontology annotation, molecular function: protein dimerization activity.